Molecule: messenger RNA, 3826 nt
Organism: Cherax quadricarinatus
Lineage: Eukaryota; Metazoa; Arthropoda; Malacostraca; Decapoda; Parastacidae
Source: RefSeq, a predicted model, not a curated record
AUGGCCUUCUGGAACGAGCGGAUGCAGGCUGAGCUUCGAACUCAGUUAGAGAAGACUGAGAUCGUAAGUCAGGCGAAGAAUAUCAUCUUCUUCCUGGGUGAUGGGACGUCCAUAUCCACCCUGACGGCAGCCAGGUACCUCAAGGGUCUCCGAACAGGGAACUUUGAACACGAGGUCAUGGCUUACGAAAAGUUCCCUUAUUCGACCCUCAUUAAGACAUACAGCGAGAAGUGGACGCUGGUCGCUCUAUGGCAUUGUUACGGACCAGAGUCACUCAUGCCUCGCCCGUGGUACUACGCCCACACUGCUGAGGUUUGCGGCUGGCACCACCAGGUUAUCAUGGGUGGCGGACGUCAGAAGUUAACACCUAAGCACGUAGACGACCCUGAAGGCGGCGACGGAGGGAAGAGAGAUGACGAUAAGAAUCUCAUAGAAACUUGGAUCAACCAGAAAAAUCUCCUUGGUAAUGCCUCCUACGUCUGGCACCGCAACGACCUCCUCGCCGUCGACACUACCAACACUGAAUACCUCAUGGGGUUGUUCGACUGGGGUCACAUGGGCUUCAAAGUGGACAAUGACGUCAGCAACCCGUCCCUCAGAGAGAUGACCAAAACUGCCAUAGAGAUUCUUCAGAAGGAUACCAAUGGUUAUUUUCUCUUCGUGGAAGGAGGUAACAUCGAUCUGGCCCACCACCUGAACGAGUACAGGUCGGCCCUGGAGGAGGCGGUGGAGUUCGAGGCUGCUAUUGAGCAAGCAGUGAGCAUGACGGACCCUCAGGAGACACUGAUCCUGGUUACUGCAGACCACUCACAGCCCAUAGUCAUGAAUGGUUACCAGGAGAGGGGCUCUGAUGUGCUGGACCUAGGGGACUACUCAGACGUGGAUGGUCUACCGUUCACCACCUUGAUGUACACUAAUGGACCAGGCUACAGGGGGGAGGUGUCUGGUCUCAGACCUGAUCCAUCCAAAGAAGAUUACCGAGACCCACACUACCCAGGGGCAGCCACCGUGCCCAUGAUAGAGUCCAACCACGCCGGGGAGGAGGUGAUACUCUAUGCCUUGGGUCCCCACGCACACUUAUUCACUGGUAUCCACGAGAACGCCUUUAUACCUCAUGCUUUAAGGUAUGCUGCGUGUGUGGGAGAAGGUCUGCACUACUGCAGCAGUCUGGAAGUAUAAGGGAACUGUUUUUAAUGGUACCAUAGUAUGGUAAUAACUGUAGUCUUAGCUGUUUAGGGGGUGGAGGGGGUAAGCCAGUUGAAGGUUUCGGUUAGAUGACCAAAAGCUCCAGGUGUGGGUCAUGUGACUACAGACCCACGUCAGGGAAUAUUGUCCUGUUCCCUGAGAAACCUUACCUAAAGUAAUGGUGCCAUAGUCUUGUGAUGGGAUCCAUGGCGAAUACCAUUGUCAUAGUAAUAGUUUUUCAGUCCUAUUCAACAAUGGUACCAUAGUGAUUGACGCCAUUAUCCUUCCCUAUUCAACAAUGGUACCAUAGUGAUUGAUGCCAUUAUCCUACCCUAUUCAACAAUGGUACCAUAGUGAUUGAUGCCAUUAUCCUACCCUAUUCAACAAUGGUACCAUAGUGAUUGACGCCAUUAUCCUUCCCUAUUCAACAAUGGUACCAUAGUGAUUGACGCCAUUAUCCUACCCUAUUCAACAAUGGUACCAUAGUGAUUGACGCCAUUAUCCUUCCCUAUUCAACAAUGGUACCAUAGUGAUUGAUGCCAUUAUCCUACCCUAUAAUAUGCUUUUCAGUUUGUGGUGGACCUACAUUCUUGUAGCCCUGAAGCUUGAACCGUUAUGGGGGGCCCCUCAAGGAUUAGGGGGCCCCUCCAGGAUUAAGGGGCCCCUCCGAGAUUAAGGGGCCCCUCCGGGAUUAAGGGGCCCCUCCGAGAUUAAGGGACCCCUCCGGGAUUAGGGGGCCCCUCAAGCUUAAGCCUUAUUAGUUACAUAGUAAGUAGGUAUAAUGUUUGUCAGGAAACAGGACAAGUGUUUCCUGACACAGUCAUUUGAUGACCCACAGUUGGAGCUUUUGGUCAUCUGACCGAGGCCUUCCGCUGGCUUACCGGUCCACCCCGUUAAAAAUCAUGGUUAAUAUAUAUAGUUUCACAGUAGAUCCUGUCUAUAAUGGUACCAUAAUGAUGAAGUCCCAUUGCCUUACCGUGUCAUGAUCUGGAACGAUAUGAACAUAAAAAUGGAGGAACACUGCAGAAGGCCUACUGGCCCAUGCAAGGCAAGUCCGUUGAACUCAUCUCCAGGCUGAGGGACUGACCACCUCACACAAUUUCUCCAAGGUUGAUAGAUUGAUUCCAUCAUCAAUCAGUAGCCGGUAUGUGCACCCAGCAGCGAGGUCAGGUCACAUACAGGUCACAGGAAGCAUGGCACAGCAACUGUCUUCAGUCCUGACGACGCGUGUUGAGGUCCCCCUGGUCCUUGCUGAGGUCUACUGUGGUAGGCUGUACAGAUUAUUUCUCUAAUAUACUUGGUGCCUCACAUGCCUGACCUUGUAUGACCCACCUGCCUGACCUUGUAUGACCCACAUGCCUGACCUUGUAUGACCUACCUGCCUGACCUUGUAUGACCCACCUGCCUGACCUUGUAUGACCCACCUGCCUGACCUUGUAUGACCCACCUACCUGACCUUGUAUGACCCACCUGCCUGACCUUGUAUGACCCACAUGCCUGACCUUGUAUGACCCACCUACCUGACCUUGUAUGACCCACCUGCCUGACCUUGUAUGACCCACAUGCCUGACCUUGUAUGACCCACCUGCCUGACCUUGUAUGACCCACAUGCCUGACCUUGUAUGACCCACAUGCCUGACCUUGUAUGACCCACAUGCCUGACCUUGUAUGACCCACCUGCCUGACCUUGUAUGACCCACCUGCCUGACCUUGUAUGACCCACCUGCCUGACCUUGUAUGACCCACGUGUCUGACCUUGUAUGACCCACCUGCAUGACCUUGUAUGACCCACCUGCAUGACCUUGUAUGACCCACCUGCCUGACCUUGUAUGACCCACGUGUCUGACCUUGUAUGACCCACCUGCCUGACCUUGUAUGACCCACCUGCCUGACCUUGUAUGACCCACCUGCCUGACCUUGUAUGACCCACAUGCCUGACCUUGUAUGACCCACCUGCCUGACCUUGUAUGACCCACCUGUUAGUUUGUACUUUUUUCAGUUUAAGCAAAGCGUGUGACCCUGUUAAUUUGAGUAAUAAUAAUGCUAAUUAUAGUGAUAAUAAUGGUAAUAAUAACAAUCAAGAUAAUGUGUAUUCCUUCCCCUAUGAUGCCAUGGUGGCACAGUGCCACGAUGUCAUGGUGGCACAGUGCCACGAUGCCAUGGUGGCACAGUGCCACGAUGCCAUGGUGGCACAGUGCCACGAUGUCAUGGUGGCACAGUGCCACGAUGCCAUGGUGGCACAGUGCCACGAUGCCAUGGUGGCACAGUGCCACGAUGACAUGGUGGCACAGUGCCACGAUGCCAUGGUGCCACAGUGCCACGAUGCCAUGGUGGCACAGUGCCACGAUACCAUGGUGCCACGAUGCCAUGGUGGCACUGUGCCACGAUACCAUGGUGCCACGAUGCCAUGGUGGCACAGUGCCACGAUGCCAUGGUGGCACAGUGCCACGAUGCCAUGGUGGCACAGUGCCACGAUACCAUGGUGCCACGAUGCCAUGGUGGCACAGUGCCACGAUGCCAUGGUGGCACAGUGCCACGAUACCAUGGUGCCAUCGUAUCUGACGGCAGUGCCACUCCUGUUGGCACUCUUAAAAUGUAUUAAUAUAUCAUUAUUACAAUACAUAUUAAAACAAUAAAUAUU